AUGCACACCCAUAGUGUUGUUCUUGGUUUCGCCCCUGCUAAUUAUGAUGGUUCUACAAUUGGGGAGAAGAUUAUACCUCUUGAUUUUUCUGGAUCAAAUCAAUCUGAACUAUAUGGGAAAUAUACUUGGAAGAUUGCGAAAUAUUCAGAAAUCAACGAAGAUAGUUUCCGUAGUGGUUCUUUUCAUGUUGGUGGCUACGAAUGGUAUAUUUUAAUACAUCCACAACGGCGUGAUGUAGACAACCAUCUCUCUUUGCAUCUCUGUGUUGCAAACCAUAAAAAACUUUGUCCGGGCUGGAGUAAUUUUGUUCAGUUUACUAUAGCUCUUGUGAAUAAAGAUCCAAAGAAAUCGAUAUAUACAGAUACAAUACACCUGUUUGGGAAGAUAGAGUAUAAUGUUCAAAAGAAAACCAGGACGGUGGCACAUAACUGGGGAUGGGAUAUGUUUAUAGAGUCACCCAAAUUACAGGAAGGGUACAUUGAUGAUUUGGACUCUCUUAUCAUUAAGGCUCAAGUUCAGGUGAUCAGAGAGGAGGUGGACAGACCUUUCCGCUGCCUUUCUAGUCAGUACAGGAGGGAACUAGUUAGGGUAUAUUUGCCAACUGUAGAGUACAAUUGUGGGCAGUUUAUGAGAGACAAAAUAAUCAGUUUUGGUAGGCUGAUCCAAGACAAGGAGAAUUGGCAAAGCUUUCGUUCCUUCUGGUCACGGUUGGACCAAAACACAAGGCGUAAGAUGUCUCGAGAUAAAAUGGAUGUGGUUCUAAAUUUAGCUGCAAAAAUCUUCUUUGUCAUGAAGCAAGGUGCAACGACUUUGAUGAUGGAUUCCUUGUACAGUGGGUGGAAGGCUAUUGAAGGCCAAACUAAGACGAAGGAUAACGUAGAAUUUCCAGAUGGCCCAGCUUCAAUUGUUAGCGUGGACCAAGAUAUGUUUGUAUUAGAGGAUGAUCUGUUAUCACUCAUGCAGAAGACUGUUAUGGCACCAUUUCCUAUAAAUGAAGAAAAGGUUAGUUUCACAUGCUAUGUUUUGAGGAAUGAUGAAGAGGAAUACAAUAAAGAAGCCAUAAUGCGUGAUGAGAGUCGUCUAACUGAGGUUGGUAGGCAGACUAUGGAGAUACUUGCUCUUGCACAUAUAUACGGCAACAGGGUUGAUGUUGCAUACAAAGAACAUAUGGCAUUGAAAAGGCAAGAACAACUUAUUCGCGAAGAAGAGGAAGAGAAGGCCAAAAGGGGAACAACCGAAAAGAAGACAAAAUCGAAGAAGAAACAGGCAAAAAAGAAAAAGAACAAAAAGGAGAAAGGGGAAGAAGACAAAGUGGAUACUGAGAAAGAGGAAAGUGUGAGAGCGGAAACAGAAUCAUCAGCUGAGAAACCUGACACACUUGGAGACAACAGCCCUGUUGAAUGUGAAUUAGAUGCCUCUGAGAUAAAACAUUCCCCAUCAGGGGGAAGAAGCAGUUCCAUAUAUCUACCUAGUGGAGGCAGAGGGAGAGGCAGUUCCAUAUCUUUACCUAAUGAAUCUGCUCGAUCAGGGGUAGGCAAAGGGAAGGUUUUAAACUUUCAAAGCAAGAUUUGGCGUAGAAAAGAAAAAACGCAACCGAGAAAAGCAUCUGGUGCCAACAGCUUAGCCACUGAAACAGAGGACCAACCUUCCAGACAUCCAUCUAACCCUAAGAGUCAAAGCCAUUCUUCUGAGUCACGCAGAGUUGGUGAAGCUGACGUGGUUAAAACACUGAAACCAAGGGAGCAUAAUCCUGUUAGCAAGGAUCGUGGCACGGUUCAGACGCAAGAAAAAAGCCCUGCUGUGUUUUCCCCACUCAAAGCUUCUCCCUUGAAUUUCCCAUCUGUAGCACAAGCAAAACCGGAGAAAAGGGAUGUUUUCAGUGUAGACACCAUUCCAAAUAAGAAACCAAUACCUGCUGGACCACCGUUGUUAGAUCAAGCAUCACCAUCUCGAGAUAUCCAGUUCCGAACUUAUACGACGCGUUUCACUAUUUCAGGCAACCGAAUCAAUGAAAGUCGCCAUCACACGAGUAGCGCUUAUGCAAUCGCAAAAUCGGUUACGCGGCCGUUGAACAAGGAUGCUAACUAA
Messenger RNA from Eruca vesicaria subsp. sativa (arugula), 2088 nucleotides. NCBI's taxonomy places the organism in Eukaryota, Viridiplantae, Streptophyta, Magnoliopsida, Brassicales, Brassicaceae. The record is from the annotation of a GenBank genome assembly.